Enterobius vermicularis (human pinworm) is the source of this 642-nucleotide messenger RNA. The record is from the annotation of a GenBank genome assembly. NCBI's taxonomy places the organism in Eukaryota, Metazoa, Nematoda, Chromadorea, Rhabditida, Oxyuridae.
GAAUUUAUCAAAGAACAAGAAACUCAGAAUACUGAAAACAGAGAUUAUCCCUACUACGACCACUACUUGCCGUAUCGAAAACCGCGACCUGUCUAUUCAGCUCAGCAGUUGAUAACUACCACAAAACCGACUUACGAAACCGCUUUAGACGAUGAAAGUAACUGGUGCUAUCACUGUGCCACACCAUUAUCUACAUUGGAUCAUGAACUUGCUAAAGUUAUCACGCAAUUGCUAAAGGUUCGUCGAGCCUCGUAUCCAUCACAAGUGGUGAACCUGGACUGUUCCAAACCAACCAAUCAAACUAAAAUGGCAAAGCAGCAUUGCCGUCAUUCAUACUGCGCCACAAUUGUGCUUACGGAUCACGAAACAAUGAACGCGUUUACAAUGCGAGGCUGUGCUGAAAGUUUUGGCGCUAUUGAUACGGAGACAAUGAAAAAGCGAAGCGAUAAUUCAUUUCACAAAAUUCAUGAACUCGAUAUUCAAGAAUGUAUUUGUGAGAAACGAAAAUAUUGCUACACUGGACCCCAAAGGAGUUUGUCUUUCCAAUUUUACGAAGUACAGAAAGAAGUUUCGUCGAACGCUUUUUCAGUAGAAUGGAGGUCUAUCUUAGUCAUUUUAAUGUUUAGCUUUGUUUUAUUUUAG